Molecule: messenger RNA, 1704 nt
Organism: Postia placenta MAD-698-R-SB12
Lineage: Eukaryota; Fungi; Basidiomycota; Agaricomycetes; Polyporales; Adustoporiaceae
Exons: 11
Coding region: 1-1704 (567 amino acids)
Biological process (GO): intracellular potassium ion homeostasis; sodium ion export across plasma membrane; regulation of membrane potential
Cellular component (GO): plasma membrane
Molecular function (GO): sodium:proton antiporter activity
Source: RefSeq, a predicted model, not a curated record
AUGGCGCUUCACCUGCUGGAAGUUUCAGAUCCCAGUCUGGCGUAUAUUGUCCUGGGAGGGCAUUUGUAUAUCAACGAAGUGGUACUGGGAACGGCCUUUGGCGUGAUAAUCGGUCCGCAUUGCGCGGGUGCGUUCGACCCCAGGUCGUGGGGAAGUCAAACGGAGAGGAUCACGCUUGAAGUCAUGCGGAUUGUGCUCGCUACCGGACUAUUCGCUAUCGGGGUUGAACUGCCGCAAUCAUACAUGGCAAAACAUGCAAAGGGCUUGCUCUUUAUGGUCGUCCCUACGAUGGCAUUCGGCUGGGUGGUUGUUGCAGCCAUUAUAUAUGGUUUGUUUCCCGGCUAUAAUUACAUUUCUGCCCUCGUCGUGGCUGCUUGUUUGACGCCGACCGAUCCUAUCAUCAGCGCAGCCAUCGUCGGUGGCAAGUUUGCUCUCAAGCAUGUUCCCACCAACUUGCGCCGAAUCCUGUCCGCCGAGUCGGCGGCUAAUGACGGCCUUGCAUACCCCUUCUUGAGCAUAUCAAUCUAUCUCACCGUCGAUAGCUCUCGUCGGGAGGCCAUUGGUGACUGGUUCCUCGUGGGCUGGUUAUAUCAAGUGAUUCUGGGCACGGUACUGGGGGCGGUACUAGGUCUCUUGUUCUGUCACCUCAUGAAGUUCUCAUAUCGCAAAGGCUUCAUAGACCGCGAGUCAUAUGUGGCUCAGUACCUUGCUUUGGCGAUGUUUACAAUCGGGAUCUGCAGUACCAUCGGCAGUGAUGAUCUCCUUGGUGCAUUCGCAGCUGGUACUGCAAUCAGUUGGGAUGGCCAUUUUAAUGAUCAGACUGAGAACGAAGUGUUCUCGUCUGUGAUUGACUUGCUGCUUAACUGUGGUUGUUUCGUCUAUAUUGGCGCAUGGUUGCCAUUUGACCAGUUCAAUUCCCCGGAAUUAGGUAUCACGCCUUGGCGCCUCGUUGUGCUGCUCAUCGCCAUUCUCGCCCUUCGUCGCAUUCCUCCAUUGCUAUUGUUAUACAAAUCGGUACCAGAGAUUGCUAACUGGCGUGAAGCUCUCUUUUCGGGACAUUUCGGUGAGCAUUUCUCGUGUACAGCAGGCUAUAUGGGUGUUGGAGCGAUCUUUGUGUCCACUCUCGCUUUGACUAGACUCCCCACACCGCAGUCUCCGCCGCAAAAUCAAGCUGAGCACCUUGCCGCAACGUUGCAGACUAUCGUGUCUUUUGUUGUUUUGGGAUCCAUCAUCAUUCAUGGUCUCUCCAUACCGUUCUUCUCUCUCGGGAAGAACGUCAGAACGCGCACGGUAUCUAUCACGCGCACCUGGACAUCUCGUGGAACCAUUGCUCCCGACUGGCUGCUAGGAGUUCGUCGUUUACCCAUGACCAAAGACACGCAGGCUGGCAUGCCCAUGACAGCCGAAAGUAGGCAAGCGAAAACGGCAGACCAUGCAACGAGAAAUGUUACCGAAGUGCAGGAUGACGAUGGACCACACAUAUUAUUCCGUAGCGUCAGUGUACAUUCGUUCAGAUCCUUGUCAGGAGAUCUGGGGACCUAUGGGAGCCCGCACGGGAUGAUCGGCAGCCUGGUAUCUUCUAGCAACAACAGCCGCGUAUGUACUUCCUUCCGCAGUCACGUUGUUCUCACUCAUCGCCUCUCAGGUCAGGAUCGCCGACGAACAGGCAGCCAACACGGUGAUUCAGGGAGAGCAACUCGCUGA